AUGGCUCCCACAUAUGCUGGUUUGUCGGGCAAACGCCUGUCCAUGGCCAUCAGCGCUGUCAGCACCUUGGGUUUCCUGCUCUUCGGUUAUGACCAGGGUCUCAUGUCUGGUAUUAUUAGCAACACUCAUUUUGAAGAUGUAUUUACCGCUACCAGAAACAACGCGACUAUGCAGGCUCUGGUUACGUCUGUUUACGAACUGGGUUGUUUUGCCGGUGCAAUCUUCACCUUGAUAUAUGGUGACACCCUUGGUCGUCGCCUCAUUAUUAUUAUUGGUGCCUCUAUCAUGAUUAUCGGCGUCAUCAUCCAGGUCACUUCGUUUCCCGGCCACAUCCCACUGCUGCAGUUUUUCGUCGGUCGAGUCGUGACUGGAAUCGGUAAUGGCAUGAACACCUCCACUAUCCCUACAUACCAGGCUGAAUGUUCCCACACAACCAACCGUGGUCUGCUAAUUUGCAUUGAAGGGGGUACCAUUGCCAUUGGUACGGCGAUCGCCUAUUGGAUCGACUUCGGUUGCCAUUUUGGUCCUCCUGACCUUGUGUGGCGAUUCCCCAUUGCUUUCCAGGUUGUCUUCGGUAUCAUGAUUAUUGUUGGAAUGUGGCAUUUGCCUGACUCCCCUCGUUACUUGAUUACCCGCGGCAAGGUAGAUGAAGGCGAGUACGUGCUGGCCGCGCUUUCUGGUAAGGAAGUCGAUGACCACGAAACUAUAAUCCAGAAACAGUUGGUCCUUGACUCUAUCCGUGCCUCGGGCGCUAUGGAUAAUGUUAAAUACAAAGAUCUGCUCACUGGUGGUCCUUCGCAACACUUGCGUCGUAUGCUGAUUGGUGCUUCGUCUCAAAUCAUUCAACAACUCGGUGGUUGCAAUGCUGUCAUUUACUACUUGCCCGUCCUUUUGCAGAACUCACUUGGAGAGUCCCAAGAAAAAGCACUCCUUAUUGGUGGUAUUAAUAUGAUUUGCUAUGCCGUCUUUGCCACUUUUUCGUGGUUCUUUAUCGAAAAGAUCGGUCGUCGCAAGUUAUUCUUGGGUGGUACCAUGGGCCAGUGUGUUGCCAUGGUGAUUACUUUCGCCUGUUUGAUUCCCAAAAAGAAAAACGUAUAUGACGGGGCCGUCUUCGGUCUUUUUCUAUACAUGUGCUUCUUUGGUGCUACCAUGCUCCCACUUCCUUGGUUAUACCCUGCAGAGAUCUCUCCCAUCAAGACUCGUGCUAAGGCCAACGCUGUGUCUACCUGCAGUAACUGGAUUUUCAACUUCGCUGUUGUCAUGAUCACCCCCGUUAUGGUCGCCCAUAUUGGAUGGGGCACUUACUGCUUCUUCGCCGCCAUGAAUCUCCUCUUCAUUCCUCUCAUCUGGUUUUUCUACCCAGAGACAGCCGGUCGCAGUCUUGAGGAAAUCGAUCUGAUUUUCGCCAAGGGUUUCAUUGAGGAUAUGAGCUACGUUAAGGCCUCUCACGUCAUGCCCAAGCUCAAUGAUGAUGAGGUUGAUGCUCAAGCGGCCGAAUACGGUCUCAACAGAAGCUCGGAUGACGAGGGUUCUCAAGAACAGGAGAAGCAUAUUGAGAGGAGACAAUCUAACUCACCGCAGUGA
Molecule: messenger RNA, 1584 nt
Organism: Talaromyces atroroseus
Lineage: Eukaryota; Fungi; Ascomycota; Eurotiomycetes; Eurotiales; Trichocomaceae
Exons: 1
Coding region: 1-1584 (527 amino acids)
Biological process (GO): carbohydrate transport; transmembrane transport
Cellular component (GO): membrane
Molecular function (GO): carbohydrate:proton symporter activity
Source: RefSeq, a predicted model, not a curated record